GUCGUCUAAAAACAUCUGAAAGGGAGGCAAAUUGUGUAAAGUUGAGCGAUGCGUGGCUAUUUUUAAUUCGAGGGGCAGGACCCGGAGUAUUUUGAAGCUCGAUUCAGAGACGAGGCGAGACUGAGAGGCGCGCACGGCGGUCGCCGAGGGUAUCAACACUCUGUCGCGUGCAGAAUAACCUGGAGCUGCGGACCGGACAGCCGGGUUCAGCGUUCUGCAGCGCGGCCGAACGUCUCAGGCGUUAAUUAUUUUUAAUAAGCGUUAAUUGGCCUCGUUGACUCGAGCAACCUCGAUGUAUUCUUGUUAGAAACGAAUUACAAGUCAUCCGUAUCUCUGUCUCCCUCUCCUCCGACAUGGCAAGUAGUUUAGGAAAAAAUUUAUCUAGGCUCUUCUUGGCGUCCAACUGGUCAUCACCCUCGUUAUGGUCAGCGUGAUACAAAAACUUGGACCUCAUUACUCGUUUGCUCGAUGGAUCCUCUGUUCCACUGGUCUGAUACGAUACCUCUAUCCUACCGAUCAGGAGCUCAGGAUGCUUGCCGGGGUGCCGAAGGAAAAACCAAAAAAGGGUAAACAUGCUGAGAAUGGAAAGACGCCUGACGUGUUUCACGUUCCUAGGAACUUGGAAAUCAGUCUUGAAAGUGCCAAGGUUUCAUCUCUAGAUGUUAUACACCUGAAAUUUUAUACCGAAUUUCAGUGGCUACUAGACUUUUCGCUGUAUGCGAGUUUGGUUUAUAUUCUGACCGAGGUUUAUACCUACUACUAUCCAAUGAAAGAGGAGUUCAAUCUUAGCAUGUUGUGGUGCACUUUGGUCAUCGGAUUUUCACUUAAAACUCUGCUCUCCCUUUGGGUGCAGUAUUUUAAAGGUGAAGAAAGCGUCGGAGAGAGGUCCACUUGUAUAGUUACAGGAUUCGCCUACCUACUUAUUGCCAUGAUGGUUCUGAUCAUCGAUGAAAAUACUCUUGAAAUUGACCUGGAAAAAGCCUAUGUUAGCUUCAAUCAAAGUGCGUCCGCUUUCUUGGAUAACCAAGGUCUCUCGUCGACAGGUCCAGCCUCCAAGAUCGUUCUAAAAUUCUUCUUAGCCCUUUGGUGCGGACUCCUCGGAUCGUUGUUCACUUUCCCAGGGCUAAGAAUGUCCAGAAUGCACUGGGACUCACUUAAGUAUUGCAAAGAGAGAAGAUUACUGCAGCUGCUUUUAAACAUCAGUUUCGCUUCUCCCUUCAUUUUGGUAAUACUGUGGAUCAAACCUGUGAGCAGAGAUUACUUGACCGUUCGAAUAUUCGCUGGUAUGAAUGGCCCAUUAAUGAGCGUCCAAGCAUUUGAGAGCAUGAGACUGGUGGCUGUGGUGAUUGCGGUAAUUUUGAGAUUAUGUUUGAUGCCGAUGUAUCUGCAAUCGUAUUUGAAUCUCGCAAGCCAGAGACUGGAGGACCAGAAGAAAGAAGCCGGCCGAAUAACGAACACCGAUCUUCAGAAGAAAAUCGCUGCAGUAUUUUACUACAUGUGUGUCGUAGCUCUGCAGUAUGUCGCUCCGAUCAUCAUGUGCCUAUUUUUUGCUCUCAUGUAUAAAACUCUUGGCGGAUUUACAUGGGAAGGACUUCUCAGAGACGUACCGAUCGAAGAGUGUCCCGCUGAUCAAGCGCCGAAAAUUGUGUCCCCAAUUUUCGACGAUAAUGACGAAAAGACUGUCGUUCAAACAGCACAGGAGUUUCAUCUCGCUCUCGAUUCACUAAAACAGGUUUUCACAACUGACGUAUUCAGAGGAUUACUUGGAUUUGGGACCUGGUGGUGUUGCUUCACGUGGUUCGCAAGUACAUCUAUGGGCAUGGUGUAUCAGUCCUACUUUGGAAGCACUUGAAGAAAAAUUUCUGGCAGGCCUAGAUAUAUUAGCGCUCAAAGACCGAUCGACAAAAGACGAAGUGAAAUUAAAUAUCACUUGACAAUUUCAACUACUCGUUUUCAUUCAUCAUAAUUUAUAUACCACUGUUCACCGUCCGGUGAAAAUCAUUGUACAAAAGUCGAGACACAUUACUAUAAGUGACCUAUGUAUAAAUAUACGAUGUAUAAUAAACAACGAACAUAAUAUUUAUA
This is a messenger RNA of Diprion similis, 2085 nucleotides long. It is a transcript of the gene emei, whose product is annotated as transmembrane protein 161B. NCBI's taxonomy places the organism in Eukaryota, Metazoa, Arthropoda, Insecta, Hymenoptera, Diprionidae. The coding region runs from base 422 to 1852 and encodes 476 amino acids. The record is from RefSeq and is a predicted model, not a curated record. The transcript is spliced from 11 exons.